Messenger RNA from Etheostoma cragini (Arkansas darter), 2116 nucleotides. RefSeq names its product golgin subfamily A member 6-like protein 22. The transcript is spliced from 3 exons. The coding region runs from base 180 to 1859 and encodes 559 amino acids. Lineage: Eukaryota; Metazoa; Chordata; Actinopteri; Perciformes; Percidae. The record is from RefSeq and is a predicted model, not a curated record.
GACACACACCCUUUCACUUGAACCCUGUCCUUCAUUAAGAUACACAUCUUUUUUGUCACAGAGCUCAAAACUGAAAACACUUUUCUAAACUGCAAUACUAGCAGUACUAUUACCAAAUACUCCAGUACCGCAAGAAAUAUUGUUAAAAUAUCUUCAAAAAUAUUUUUUUUGGGGCUAUCAUGGCAACCUGCGCACAGCUCGAGGACCUUAAAAGGACCCUUCUGGAGGUCCGAAACCAAAAGGAGGAGUUGGUCUCAGUUAAUGCUGGCCUGGUGGAGGAGAAGGGGGAAAUCCUCAAGGCUCUACAGUCAGAAAAAUCCAUGAGGAAAAACCAGAAGAAGGAGAUGAUCCAGAGCAAGGCCAAGUGGCAAAAAAAAGUGUCGGCUCUGGAAGAUAGGGUGAGGAGCGAGAGGGCUGCAAAGGAGGAGAUCUCCGAGAUAGAGGAGGAGCUGGAAAGGAUGAGCAGAGAGACGGAGGCCGAGUGGGACAGCAGGGAGGCUCAAAUGAAGGAAGAGAUGAAGAUCCUCCAGCAGCAAAACAAAAUCCUCAAGGCUCUACAGUCCGAAAGAUCAGAGUUAAACCGGUUCAAUGGAUCCAUUAAAGAGGAGGACAAGAGCAGGAGACAGGCCUGGCAGGACGAGGUCAACGGCCUUAAAUUGAAAAAUAAGGAUCUGACGAUGAAAACUGAGGAUCUGACAAUGGAAACCGAGGAUCUGACAAUGAAAAACGAGUAUCUGAUGAAGAAAAAUAAGGAUAUGACGAUGAAAAUUAAGAAUUUAAUGGAGUUAGACCGACUUUGGGAAAAAAGCUUAAUUGUGAAAACGCAGCAGGAAGUCAUCGAGCUCAAAAUUGCACAAGAAGCCUACGACAAGGAGUUGAGCCGGGUCGUUGUGGAAAAGGACGACCAGAUCAACAAGAUAUUAACCGAAAAUAAGGCGCUGGAAACUGAGACGUCGGCGUGUGUCGCCAAGCUAGAAAAGAUAGAGAGCGAGAUGAUCCAGAGCAAGGCCAAGUGGCAAAUAAAAGUGGCAGCUCUGGAAGAUCAGGUGCAGCGUGAGACAGCUGCAAAGGAGGAGAUCUCCGAGAUAGCGGAGGAGCUGGAAAGGAAGAACAGAGCGAUGGAGGCCGAGUGGGACAGCAAGGUGGCUCAAAUGGAGGAAAACGUGAAGAUCCUCCAACAGCAAAACAACAACCUCAGCCUCAGUCUGACGGAGCUGCAGAAGAAGAACAGGGAGACGGAGAACGAGUGGCACCUCAAGGUGGCUCAAAGGAAGGAAGAGAUGGAGAACCUCACCCGGCAAAACACCGAACUCGGCCUCAGUCUGACGGAGCUGCAGAAGAAGAACAGAGUGACGGAGAACGAGUGGCACCUCAAGGUGGCUCAAAGGGAGGAAGAGAUGGAGAACCUCACCCGGCAAAACACCGAGCUCCGGGUUCUUCAAAUCAGCCUCCAGGAGCUCGCCCAGAAAACCGACAAGGAGAAGGCCAAGAUGAAAAGAAAGGAAAAGAUGGCAAAGGAGGAGGAGUUAAAAAGACAGAGGAAAGAAAAGGAGGAGAUGGAGAAGAGAGACAAGAAGGAGAGGAAGGAGGAAGCAGAGAGAGAGAAGAAAAUGAAAAAGGAAAAUGAGAAGAGAGAGAUGGAGGAAUUGAAACGACUGAAAAAAGAAGAAGAGGAGAAGGAGAAGAGAGACAAGAAAGAGAGGAAGGAGGAAGCAGAGAGAGAGAAGAAGGUGAAAAUGGAAAAUGAGAAGAGGGAGAAGGAGGAAUUGAAGCGACUGAAAAAAGAAGAGAAGGAGAAGAGAGACAAGAUAGAGAGGAAGGAGGAAUUGAAUUCCCCACCUAUCACCCUCAGCCGCUAGACUUUACUCUAAAGUCUGGGAUAAAGUCUUGUGUGAACUGGACAUUAUCCAUCCAUCCAUCCAUCCAUCCAUCCAUCCAUCCAUCCAUCCAUCCAUCCAUCCAUCCAUCCAUCCAUCCAUCCAUCCAUCCUCUUCUGAGGAGACAGGGCAGUACUCCGGGGGAUCCGGUUUAUUGCCGUACUCCAAAGACCUGCAGGUUCAGCUGUAGAAGUGGAGGGUGACUCCGGGUGAUCCGGUAGUCCUGACACAACAGAUAC